UCUCACCCUGUUCAAAUACAUAUCCCGAAAUUUUCUUCAAAAAUAAUAAUCAAAAGCUCUGGCAACUAAAACCAUCAGUCUCAAAUAUUGCUUCAACCCAUUUUCAAGCUCUCAUCGACAAGCCAAAAGAUCGAAAAUGGUGUACAGCUAUACACCCACAUACUACUCCACUCUCCAUGACUCCAUCACUUCUCUUUGCAAGACAAUUCUCCCUUUCUCAUUCAAGAAAAGGCGGUUACCAGCCUUGGAACACAGGCUUUCCAAGCUGCAGUCUGAUAAUCUGAAAUGGCAGCAGGAUUCCUUUCACCAGAUAUUGAACUUGAUGGGUCUACACAAAGAAGGAAUUCUUGGUGAAGCUGAGGUUGCAGCUUUUAGAACGCAUUUGCUUGAGACCCUUAUUGCUUCUCCAUCUGAACUAGAGCAGCCUGUUAUUUUGAGAGAUAAAUUGGUCUUCUUGCAGGAACUGCUUUAUGCAAAAUGCAUAUCAGAGGAGGAGUACCAUUCUUCAAAGAGGCCUUUGUUACAGCGAUUAGCAGUGCAAGGAGCUGAAAUUGAGGCCAGAGAUGUAAUUGUUGCGAACCCCAAAGACACUAACGAGAAUCAAGAAGAAGAAUGGUCUGUCAUUGACUUGAAGGAUGAAAACUGCAGCACUAAUAGAGACAAUUUGUUGCAUUCCAAGAACAAAUCAAAGAACAACCUCACAAUGAAGCAGAUCAAAGGAGCAGCUUCAGUUUUUGGCUUUGGAUCAUCUCAGAAGCCAAGUAAAAAUAGAUCCGAAAAGAGCAUAUUCGAUGUAGAUUCAAAUUCCUCAGCCUCUAUGGAGGGUUCUAAAGAAAACCCGUUUUCGGAUAGUCAUUUGAAGGGUAAAGAAAACGAAACGAAAUCAAUUCUCAUGCAAGAAGAAAUAUUGCCUACGGAAUCCAUGAAGGAAAAUGGCAGUGGUACUGAUAAGGCAAAGAGAAAACCGUUUAGAACUUUGUUUCAUAGAGAGCAAAGAGAGGGACAUGGUGGUGGGGGUGGUGAUUAUGGCCCUGGUUCAGAGGAGACAGCAUCCAAAUCAACCAAAAAGCAAUGGGGUUUUGAUGGUUUCAAGAAAUGGAAGAGAAGUGAUUCAGAGGAUGAGACUGCUCCUUUGCCCCUCAACGAAAGAUCAGAUAGUGAAGCUUUCCUGGGGUCAUGCCAGCUUGUUACCACUCCCAUCGGGGAGGGGCCAGACACAAAACAGAUUAAGAAGAAGUUGCAUGCAAAUGGAGCUCCAUCUGAUUUCUUCAUUGACAAGGUUUUAGGAGACAAAAUAAAGAAGGAGCUAUCACGAAUUCAAAUGGAGCUCUCCACUACCAAUCCGAAUCUCAAAUUUUCGAACGAUCAAAUGGAAGCGAUUUCCACAACCCUUCCUGUGGACAAGGCUGACCUCAAAAAGUUCUUCCCCAAGUCAUGGUGUGAUCGAUAUGGAGAUGUGGUACUGGAUGUGGUGAAGAAAGAAUUCAAGGACCAUGUAGGAGAGAUGGAGAACAUGAGAAAUGCAACCAGAGAGAAGCAUCAUAAUAACUCAACGCGAUGGACUACUUUUGAAGAUGAUGAAAACUGUCACCCAAAUCUCUUUGCUAAUAAUAACCACACUAGUGGUUACACUGACAACAAAAAUAAUCCUUUCUCCUGUGAUUACCCUGACAACAAGCUGAGACCUGAAUCAGCUUUCUUUCAAGAUCAGAAUCCCUUUUGGAACCCAAGGAAUGGCACUUCUUUGCUGGGUUAGAUCGAAAAGCAAGUGCUGUUGUAUGCUGUUUCAAUUAGGCAUUUGCAUUUGCUUCUGGAAUAGCAUUGUUUUGGUUGUUAUGUAUUUAAGAUAUAGCAAUGCAUGAACUAUGAAGAAGAACUUUGUUCUUCUGAGUAAUCUGUAGUAUUUUGGUUGGCUUUGUGUAGAUUGUGUCCCUCAGUUUUCCUUUGUACGUCUUGACAAAAUUAUUUGCAACAUUGCAAAUUUGCAAUCUUUUAAGAUAUUUUUUCUAAUA
This is a messenger RNA of Theobroma umbraticum, 2012 nucleotides long. RefSeq lists its product as uncharacterized. The record is from RefSeq and is a predicted model, not a curated record. Lineage: Eukaryota; Viridiplantae; Streptophyta; Magnoliopsida; Malvales; Malvaceae.